AUGUUAGAAAAGGAUGAAGCUGACGCGGUAACCACAUCGUUGAAUUUCUCCAAAUACCACGUAAUUAAUCACAAAGACACCUACUAUAUCAACGACAAGAUUCAAGUAUUGAUCGAGGCUUACGAUUCUAAAGGGCGCCCUCAGCGUACCGGUGGUGCCUACUUCCGAGCGAAGCUGGUAUCCAAAGACAUCAAGGCCUCCUCACGAUCAGAUGGGGAAAUCAUUGAUUUCGGGAAUGGGCAAUAUCAGGCCGAGUUUGUCCUCCGAUGGCCUGGGCGUGUUGACGUGAUGGUGAUGCUGGUCGACAGUAACGAUGCUGUUUAUAUUCUUGAGCGAAUGCGUCGCGAGUUCCCGAACAGAGGAACGUACGUUGGCCAUUUCUUGAAUGGCACCAUCCUCGAAGACACAGAGUGCAAUGUAGACCAUGUUGCUAUACCUGAGAAGGAAUGCGACUACACCGACGAAGAGACAAACAUCCAUUGGUAUUGUGUGCGCCCAACCAAUCCAAACUUAAACUGCAAGCACUGGUGGAAGCAUAAUUCGAACAACACAUAUAUCUUUCAGCAGCAACCCAAAUAUAUAAGACCUGGGGAAGAUGCGCAUUUCAUUACCAACAAGAAAUAUUUGGCUUGCAACAAUUGCAGUAUAAAUGUCCUCGACAAAGGGAGGUCGAAAGGACAAAAUGAUAAAUAUGGACGUCUCCCCUGGCAGAAACAAUGGAAGACGUUACCUAAGUGCCUUCCAGGGAGUUUCAACAAGUUUGAGAACAUCACGUCUGGUUAUCUUUACAAAGACAAGUGGUUUUCUACGCGAUGUCGGAACCUUGAGUUCAGUGUCAAAAGUGCAGCUCAGUGCCUCAAGAACAAGACGAUCCUCAUACUCGGUGAUUCAACGGGAAGGCAGCUGUAUACUUAUUUACUAGCACUUCUCAAACUUCGAAAGAUCCCAUCCAUCGACUGUAUGGAGCACGCAAAAGGUGACUCGAUAAACUUUACCAUCUAUGAUAAGUUCCACGGCCUGCCAUCUAUUGGUCAUGGUGGCGGACCGAGCAGGUGCUUGAGGCAAAGUGUAGUGAAUGUCCUUGACCACAUGACCUUCACACCAGACGUUUUCAUUCUCUCGAUCACUGCUCAUUUUUCACUACACAGCCCGGACUAUUUGAGACAGAGGCUUCAGAUCAUACGCCCAGCCGUGGAAAGACUACAUAAGCGUAACCCCAAGACGCUUUUCAUCAUCAAAAGUGCAAAUACGCGAGAAUUCCAGAAUUUGUCACAUUUACUGUCAAAUAACGAAUGGUAUAUCUACACGUUGGAUAGGAUAGUGAGAGAAAUGUUCUCUGAUUAUCCCCAUGUUGUAUUGAUAGAUGCAUGGGAUAUGACCGUGGCUCAAUUCAACCCGGAUGGCGUCCAUCCAAAACGUUCAACAUUAGUCAACAUUGUAGACCUUACCUUAUCAUAUAUAUGCCCAGCGUAG
Molecule: messenger RNA, 1473 nt
Organism: Strongylocentrotus purpuratus (purple sea urchin)
Lineage: Eukaryota; Metazoa; Echinodermata; Echinoidea; Camarodonta; Strongylocentrotidae
Product: NXPE family member 3-like
Exons: 5
Coding region: 1-1473 (490 amino acids)
Source: RefSeq, a predicted model, not a curated record